Molecule: messenger RNA, 2619 nt
Organism: Mauremys reevesii (Reeves's turtle)
Lineage: Eukaryota; Metazoa; Chordata; Testudines; Geoemydidae
Gene: RASSF10
Product: Ras association domain family member 10
Exons: 1
Coding region: 352-1815 (487 amino acids)
Biological process (GO): signal transduction
Source: RefSeq, a predicted model, not a curated record
GAGGGCAGUAGCAGAGCGCGAGGAGGUGACACGGCAGGCGGCAGGAGGAGCUGGCGCGCUGAGGUUGGCAGUUUCCCUGGGUUCCUCCUGGCGGAUUACACGGCGGGGGGGAAGCAAAUGCACUGAGGAGGCGAGCUGGGCGCUGAGCGGUCGCCUCUGCAGCUGGAGUCUCAGAGCAGCCUCUCUCCAGGGGGAGACUUUGCAUCAGUUUAGCCGCACGUCCGGCACAGGAGGCAGGCGGGGUGCGCUGUUUGGAGAGGGGGGAGACGACUCCUUUCCAGCCAUGAUCAGGCUGGGCUGCAGGGCGAUGCAGACGGGACCGUGGCUCCCUACCCUACCGUGAAGGCUCCUAUGGGGUAUUUCCCCUCUGCUGGGAGGCGCAGCCCGGUGGCCCCAGCCCCGAUGGAGCCGGAGGAGAGGAAGAUCUCGGUGUGGCUCUGCCAGGAGGAGAAGUUGAUCUCUGGCCUCUCCAGACGCACCACUUGCUCCGACGUGGUGCGGGUGGUGCUGGAGGACAACAGCCAGCGGCAGCAGCUGGCCGCCCCGCAGGAGUCCGGCGGGGGGAUGCUCUCGGGCCCCCCCGAGUCCUACUGCAUCGUGGAGAAGUGGAGGGGCUUCGAGAGGAUCCUGCCCAACAAGACCAAGAUCCUGAGGCUCUGGGCUGCCUGGGGGGACGAGCAGGAGAACGUCCGCUUCGUGCUGGUCCGCAGCGAGGCGUCCCUGCCCAACGCGGGGCCCCGCAGCGCCGAGGCCAGGGUGGUGCUGAGCAAGGAGCGCCCCUGCCAUGGCCUCGGGGCGGCCCGGGCCAGCCUGGCGCUCACGCAGGAGAAGCAGCGCCGGGUGGUGAGAAAAGCCUUCCGGAAACUGGCCAAGAUCAACAAGAAACGGCAGCAGCCGCUGGCCAAGGAGGCGUCCUCGGCGGAGAGGAUGGAGACCCUGGUGCACCUGGUGCUGUCGCAGGACCACACCAUCCGCCAGCAGAUCCAGCGGCUCCGGGAGCUGGACCGGGAGAUCGACAGGUACGAGGCUAAGAUCCACCUGGACCGCAUGAAGCGGCACGGCGUGAACUACGUGCAGGACACCUACCUGGUGGGGGCCAGCAGCUGCGAGCUGGAGGCGAGCCGGGAGCUGGAGCUGGAGUCGGGCUCGGGCUCGGGCCCGGACGGGGCGGCCGGGCAGCUGGAGGAGUACGCCAGGAAGUGCGAGGAGGUGCUGCAGCUGCAGGAGCAGCGGACGAGGCAGGAAGAGCUGCUGGAGCACCUGGCCGGCGAGAUCCAGGAGGAGCUGAACGAGCGCUGGAUGAAGCGGCGCCGGGAGGAGCUGGCCGCAGCCAAGGGCUCCAGUUCCUGCCUCUUCGAGCCCGAGUGCAACACCACGGAGCUGAGCGGCGGGGCCGGCAGCGAGCUCCACGUGGAGCAGGAGCGCGUGAAGACCCAGCUGAGCACCAGCCUCUACAUCGGGCUCCGGCUGAGCACGGACUUAGAGGCGAUCAAAACGGACCUGGAUUACACGCAGCGCGCGCGCGAGGACAGGGAGCGGGAGCUGCAGCGCCUGCUGGAGACGCUGAAUACCUUGGACUUCGCGGACACCCAGGCGGCAGCUCAGAUCCUCCUCCCCGAGGAGCGCGCUCCCGGCGGCCCUGCCUUACACGAGGCUGGGCUGGGGGCUCCCGUGGGCAGCUCAGACGUCUGGGAGGGCCAAGCCAGGGGGCGGUGCAAGGCCUGCGAGGAGAACGAUGAGGACUCGGAUACAGGACUGAGCUCCAUGCACAGCCAGGACUCUGACUCUGUCCCAGUCUGUGAAUCGCUUGUAUAGCGGCCUCCUUCCUUAAGUAAAAUAAGCUCAGGGACCCACAGCGAAAUCCAAACUUGUGCUUCCUCCUUGGCAGUCUUAGAAUACAACUAGCCGUUUUCACAUCAGCCAGCAGAACAGAUCCUAGAGUGGACUCCUGUGAUAUAUUUCCAUUAGAACAAAAAUGUGUGUUUUUGUUGUUGUUGUUCUAUCCUUUUGGGGAGGAGGGGGACCACUUUAAAAUCCAGAUGCCAGUUAGUGCCAUAUUAUGGUAAUUUAUGCAAAGUGAUGACCAGUUAUCUGGUGAUAACAUAAGCUAAUGGUAAACUACACAGUUGAAGAAUUAAAUGGAUUACACUAUAUAAUGUUGACUCUACAGAAAGACUAUACCUGCAUUUUGCUGCAUAGUGACUGUUGGAAAAGGUUUGUUUGUAGUAGGUACUGUAAGGAAAGAGUUGCGGGGGGGAGAGCUUACACUAUAAAAUGCACUCAUAAAAAGGAAAUACACUGAAUCUGAAUUGUGGCUUAAGUUUAAACUUGUUUAAACUAGUCAUCAGCAGACACUUUUUAGUCUGUCUCCUCACUACUUUCAUCUUUUAGAAAAAAACCACAAUGUUUGCAUUUCAUUCAAUAUUGGAAUUACCUGUUUCCUAAAUUCCUGCCUUUUAUUUCGCCUCUUGAAUGGAACCCUUAAUCCUAUAUUUCUCCAAAGCAAAUACAGUCCAGUAUAGAUUUCUUUACAUAGCCUUUUUGAUGGAAUGCUGGAACAUAUUCUCUAGUUGAAACACAACUAGUUGAAAAUUCAGCACCUUUAUAUUUCCUCAGAAU